Kwoniella botswanensis is the source of this 615-nucleotide messenger RNA. RefSeq names its product 40S ribosomal protein S5. Bases 1 to 615 code for a protein of 204 amino acids. The transcript is spliced from 5 exons. NCBI's taxonomy places the organism in Eukaryota, Fungi, Basidiomycota, Tremellomycetes, Tremellales, Cryptococcaceae. Gene Ontology annotation, molecular function: mRNA binding; structural constituent of ribosome; rRNA binding. Gene Ontology annotation, biological process: translation; ribosomal small subunit assembly. The record is from RefSeq and is a predicted model, not a curated record. Gene Ontology annotation, cellular component: cytosolic small ribosomal subunit; ribosome.
AUGGCUCUUCAAACUCUUCCAAACGAUGUUGCCAAAGUAGCUUCAGAGGGAUCUGUCAAGCUUUUCGGAAAGUGGGAUUCCGAGGGUGUUGAGGUUAAAGAUAUCUCUCUUACCGAUUACAUCAACGUCAACCACGCUGUUUACGUUCCCCACACCGCUGGUCGAUAUGCCAAGAAGCAAUUCGCCAAGGGACGAAUGCCCAUCGUUGAGAGACUUGUUAACGCCCUCAUGAUGAACGGUAGAAACAACGGUAAAAAAAUCAUGGCUGUUCGAAUCGUCCAACACGCCUUUGAGAUCAUCCACCUCGUCACUGAACAAAACCCUAUCCAAGUUUUAGUCGAUGCUAUCGUCAACACUGGUCCUCGAGAAGACUCCACCCGAAUCGGAUCUCAAGGUACCGUCCGAAGACAAGCCGUCGAUGUAUCACCUUUGAGAAGGGUUAACCAAGCCGUCUCUUUGUUGACCGUCGGUACCAGAGAAUCAGCUUUCAAAAACUCCAAAUCCGUUUCCGAAUGUCUCGCCGACGAACUCGUCAACGCCGCCAAGGGUUCUUCAAACUCUUACGCUAUCAAGAAGAAGGAUGAACUUGAACGAGUAGCCAAAUCUAACCGAUAA